This is a messenger RNA of Exophiala mesophila, 792 nucleotides long. RefSeq lists its product as uncharacterized. The transcript is spliced from 2 exons. The record is from RefSeq and is a predicted model, not a curated record. Gene Ontology annotation, cellular component: nucleus. Bases 1 to 792 code for a protein of 263 amino acids. NCBI's taxonomy places the organism in Eukaryota, Fungi, Ascomycota, Eurotiomycetes, Chaetothyriales, Herpotrichiellaceae. Gene Ontology annotation, molecular function: protein dimerization activity; DNA-binding transcription factor activity.
AUGGCCACACAAGUGUCUCAACAAUUGCCUUCGCAGAAUGCUGGCCCUGGCAACAAGCGCAAGAGAGGAGCUGCGGACCAAGGUGCAGGCCGUGAGGCAAAAGCACCCAAUACCAAUGGAGGAGCAACCGAAGCCAGCUAUGCUGCGCUUUUGCAAGGCAUUGAAGCUAGUGGUAUUCCUGAAGCAGACGACAGCACCCGCACCGCACAAGCCGCAUUGAAUCAAUCGGCCUACCCAGAACCUGGAUUCGAGGAUGCUACUGGAUUGACAGCUGGCUUUGACGAAACUGGCGCCACCCAGGACUUCCAGGCUUCAACCCAAGCACUCAGUGAUGCUCGCACUUCCGCCCAAGGCAAUGUCGCAGGUGGUGCAGCUGGUGGUAAGGCCAACGUUGGUACUGCCGAAUGGCACCAACAGCGAAAGGACAAUCACAAGGAAGUUGAACGUCGUCGUCGCGAGGUCAUCAACGAGGGUAUCGAAAACAUCGCCAAGAUCGUCCCCGGCACGGAGAAGAACAAGGGAGCCAUCCUUCAGCGAACUCAUCAGUACAUUGGCGAGCUCCAGGGCAAAGUCAGCGGAUUCGACAAUGAGCGUGCAACCUUUGAGAUCGCACUCAAGGAGUUGACCAAUCGCUUGGACCGUAUGAAGGAGCGAGCUCGAAACGCCUGGGCUGAGAGUGCGAAGUGGCAACAGCGUGCUCGCGACGCGGGACUUCCAUUUGAUGACUACGACGAUGGCGCGAUCGCUACCGGUCUUGACGAUGAAGACCUGAAUGCGAACGACGAGUCAUAG